Molecule: messenger RNA, 1386 nt
Organism: Carassius carassius (crucian carp)
Lineage: Eukaryota; Metazoa; Chordata; Actinopteri; Cypriniformes; Cyprinidae
Gene: ovol1b
Product: ovo-like zinc finger 1b
Exons: 4
Coding region: 304-1140 (278 amino acids)
Biological process (GO): epidermal cell differentiation; regulation of transcription by RNA polymerase II
Cellular component (GO): nucleus
Molecular function (GO): DNA-binding transcription factor activity, RNA polymerase II-specific; RNA polymerase II cis-regulatory region sequence-specific DNA binding
Source: RefSeq, a predicted model, not a curated record
UUGAUAAAUCGACUACAGUUAUAACACGAACAGUGUAAUAUUUAAAACCGUGCAAAGUAACAUGUUUACUUUUCUCAUUAAGGUUACAAUAACAUUUCUUUGAAAACCGGUUUUACCUGCAGGCUACCUGCACUGCGCCGUUAUAUUUCUGCGCAUGCGCAACCUCACCUGGCCGUUUCCUUGUUAUAUGGAAAGCGAUAGCUGAAUUGUGGAUAACUGUAGAACUGCAAGUUGCGAGAGGAUCCGCUUAAAACAUCUCUGUACUCUUAGACAACCAUAAAUCAUUUGCUAGUGCUUUCGAAAAUGCCUCGCGCCUUCCUGGUCAAAAAAGUGAACACUGCCGCUGAAAAAAGAAGCUGGAGUGAGAUUCCGGAUUCCGCGCGCGGGGACGUUUACAUACCUGAGUCCAUUUUUCCACCAUAUGUGCAUGAAGUCUCUGAGGGCAGCAUUGCAGACUACUCCUGCUUCACAACUGCACAAAAAAGCAACACAUUUCUACAGGUUCAGUCCCAUGUCUUGUCUGCACAGCUGCCAUCUUCUGCUGCACAGAGUCAACCUGAUCACAAGCCAGAAAGCCGCAUGAGGACUCAAAGAGUGCCGUACUCACGCUCGAAGAUAAAGAUAACUACAGGUAACCCAUCCCUUCUACCAGUCAUCCCAGAUAAUGCAAACAAAUUAGCAGAUAUUCCACCUGCUUCAGUGUUGUCCUGCCAGGUUUGCCAGAAGACAUUCAUGUCAGCACGUAUGCUGAAACGCCAUAAGAAGUGCCACAGUGAAACGAAAAAGUACUCUUGUGAGCACUGUGGAAAAGGAUUUAAUGAUGCUUUUGACCUGAAGAGGCAUGUACGUACUCAUACUGGUGUGAGACCUUAUAAGUGCACUAUGUGUGUUAAAGCCUUCACUCAGCGCUGCUCUUUAGAGUCUCACCUGAAGAAGAUCCAUGCCGUUACUCAACAGUAUGCCUACAAAGAGCGAAGGGACAAACUGUAUGUGUGUGAGGAGUGUGGCUUGACUGCACAGACACGGGACGGUCUGCAGAAUCAUCUUCAAGCUGAACAUCCACAGAGACUGAUAAUGACAAAAAGCAACUACAAACUGACACAUAUUGAGGAAGGUAAUACAUCACCGUGUUCAAGCUGAAUCCCCCAAAUAGCUAUAGCGCUGAAGAAAAAAUUAGAGGACCUAAUAUUGAUGAAUUCUAAUUCAUUUUGUUCCACUCUACGUGCACUUUUGUACAGUCAGUAAUUCUCACUUCCAGAAAUAUUGGGAUUAGGAGAAUAAUUUGGAUGUAUUGUAUUGUAUUGAAUGACAAAUUACGCUGAAGCAGUAUAAAAUGUAUAAAGUCAUUGUUCACAAAAAAAUUUAAUUCUUGUAUGUUUUUGUUUC